UGGCCUUGGGCUCCUGGCCCACAGCCCACUGCCGGCGCCUUGACUCUAUAUCCAGGGCAGGGGGCGCGCGUGAACUCGUGUCUACCGCUACUGCGAAGAGUGUGUCCCCGUCUCGGCAGCCGAGGCACAGAAGUGGGGCGCCCCAGCCUCGGGACCCCUGCCCUCUCUUUUAGUUGUCGCGAACGCCGUCUGCUCCGGAGGCGCCCUGCGCGAUGAGUGCCAACGAGGACCAGGAGAUGGAGCUAGAAGCAUUACGUUCUAUUUACGAAGGGGAUGAAAGUUUCCGGGAAUUAAGUCCAGUUUCAUUUCAAUAUAGGAUAGGUGAAAAUGGCGAUCCCAAGGCCUUCUUAAUAGAGAUUUCCUGGACAGAAACAUACCCCCAAACACCUCCAAUUAUAUCUAUGAAUGCUUUUUUUAACAACACAAUAUCAUCAGCUGUAAAGCAGAGUAUACUAGCCAAGUUACAGGAAGCAGUGGAGGUUAACCUUGGCACUGCUAUGACCUAUACAUUGUUUGAAUAUGCCAAGGACAAUAAAGAGCAGUUCAUGGAGAAUCACCAUCCCAUUAAUUCUACAACAUCCAUAAGCAAUAUCAUCUCAGCUGAAACUCCUAAUAUAGCCCCAUCAAGUAAGAAAAAAGAUAAAAAAGAACAACUCUCAAAAGCCCAGAAACGUAAGCUGGCAGAUAAAACAGAUCAUAAAGGGGAACUUCCUCGAGGCUGGAACUGGGUUGAUGUUGUGAAGUUAAGCAAAACUGGCUCUAAAGAUGAUGAAUAAUCCUUGGGAUUUGAGACAAGGAAAGCAUCUUUAACAAGUAAACUACGUUCAACAUCUUUCAUUACUAUUUUCUGAUAUUGAGGUGGCUUUUUAUAAAAUACAAGUUUUUGUAUGUUUUUAUGUAAAAACAUAGAAAGUUCAUGAAGAGAUCGGGUUGUAUUAAAUUCUCAAAAUUGCCUUAAUAAAAGGUGAAAAUGUUACUCUUUAGAAUACUUUAUGGAGCCCGUUGAGCUUUGUAAAAGGACAAAGAUGAGCACUAAUAGUCAGUAUUAAUUGGUAUGAUUUUACCCUGAUAGCUGUGGUAAUGUUUAAAGGAGUACGAAGCCCUUUUCAAGCUGUCAGUAGAGAAUGUUGAGUCUAUAGUUAUUCUAUAGCAUAUCCAUAUUAACAGGCUUCUCAUCUUAAAGUCUUCAUCUCUUCUUUUGCUUAGUUACUGAAGUAUGAAUUGCUUCAGAGAAAUUUAAAUUCCCAUAUUUGAACUUUACAUGAUAACUCUUUGUAAUUCCUUUUUAUUUUUUAAAAAUGAACUGCUUCCCUUUAAUAAAUUGAUGUCUAUUUAUUCUUUUCUUGAUUUGGGUCAAGGUGUUUGAUCAUGAGAGCUUUCAAUGAUAUGUGUAAUAGGAGAAUAUAAAAACAAAUUUGCCAGAUACUUAGGAAAGCAUUUUAAUAAGUGCAGGCUUUUAUUCAAAACAUUUCUCUUUGCUGCAUAUGCCAGGAUGGGAAUAAAAGAUGCCUUAAUAUUUAAUUUUUGUAUUGUUGGAGACAGUGAUUUUAAUAAAUACUAUUUAUCUGCUAUUUUGGUAAUUUUAGUUGUUGGAUAACUGAGAUCUUUAAAUGGGUUCAAGUUCAACAUAAAACCACAUUUCGUCCUUAUUUUUUUUCGUAGUGUCUUUUCAAGUAUCCAAAUAUAUUUUUCAACCUCUGCAUCUUUUUAAUAAUAUAGGAGUCUUUCAAAUGCUGAACUGCUAUAUGUGCUUAACUUUUAAAAAAUCAUUAAUAGAAGAAACUACUGGUACAGUUUUAUUAGAAAAAGUUAUUGAUGUUUUUGUGUCAUUUACAGUGACUUUGUAUAUGCUCCCCAUCUCUAAGAACACUUAGAAUUACUGCUAUGUAUCUGGACGGUAGAUUGUUAGUACAUCAAGUUACACAUGUGCAGUUUGCGAUUGAAGUUUUAAAGAGUGAUUAACUUUUAAAGAAAUUACCUUGGCAUAAAAGCAGUUUGAGAUAUGUCCAUGGUUUUUACAAAGUUAAUCCUGCUUCAGUUAAGUUAUUUGAAUUAUAAAGUAAAUAUAAUUAUAGUGAAGGAGUUUAAUCUCAUUUUCAAAAGCUGAAUCACAUUUUGUUUCUUGAAUUCAUAUUAAAGUUGAGGACCACUAGAAUAUGCCAACUUUUGUUUUCAAGGUUGUGUGUAUGUAAUUUUUGUUGUUAUGUUAUUUGUUUGUUCAUAUUUUUUGAAGAAACAUGUGGUAGUGGAAAAAAAUUUGUUUUACUGAAGAUUCUGAAACUGGUCAGGUUUAUCGUGGUACCUAGAUUACAAAGAAUAAUGCUAGUUAAAUGCCAAUGAACUAUUUUUACUCUUUUUAUAUGAAAUGUACAAAUUUCUGGGGGUGAUGGUGGCAGUGGUGCCUCUUGUUACCUUAAUAAAACACUUGAACAUUUUCAUCAAUAUUGCCAUCAUCUGUUUAAUGCUCCCAGUAUAUUUUCUCAAAGUUUGUUUAUUUAAAAUUGUGUGGAAUGACAUAACUAAUAAGCAAUAAAGUCUGAAUUA
Molecule: messenger RNA, 2544 nt
Organism: Castor canadensis (American beaver)
Lineage: Eukaryota; Metazoa; Chordata; Mammalia; Rodentia; Castoridae
Gene: Rwdd4
Product: RWD domain containing 4
Molecular function (GO): protein binding
Source: RefSeq, a predicted model, not a curated record